CGGCGGCGGCGCGGCGAAGGGGAGGGUCUAGGGCCGGGCGCACCGCACCGCGCCGGCCGGCCGGACGGGCGGCUGCCGCCGCGCCGCGGGCAUGGCGGAGCCUGGCGGCGCCGGGGCCGGGGCGGCGGGCGGCGGCGGGCCGCAGCAGGGCUCCCCGGCCGCCGGGGGGGUGGCCGCCGGGGGGCCGGCCCGCAGCGCCGCCGAGAGCCCCGGGGGGCCCGGCUCGGCGCGCAGCGCGGGGAAGAAGGCGCAGCUGCGCGGCGCGCCGCGGGCCAAGAAGCUGGAGAAGCUGGGCGUCUACUCCGCUUGCAAGGCUGAGGAAUCCUGUAAAUGCAAUGGCUGGAAGAACCCCAACCCGCCCCCCACGCCCCCCCGGGCAGAGCUGCAGCAGGCGGUGGUCAGCCUCGCAGAGCCCUGCCGCAGCUGCAGCCACGCGCUGGCUGCUCACGUUUCUCACCUGGAGAAUGUGUCUGAAGAAGAAAUGAAUAGGCUCCUGGGGAUCGUAUUGGAUGUGGAGUAUCUGUUCACCUGUGUCCACAAGGAAGAAGAUGCAGACACCAAGCAAGUUUAUUUCUACCUGUUCAAACUGUUGAGGAAGUGCAUUUUACAGAUGGGAAAACCUGUAGUAGAAGGAUCUUUGGAAAGUCCUCCAUUUGAGAAACCUAGCAUUGAACAGGGUGUGAAUAACUUUGUGCAGUACAAAUUUAGCCACUUACCGUCAAAGGAAAGGCAAACGAUAGUGGAACUGGCUAAAAUGUUUCUGAACCGCAUUAACUACUGGCACCUGGAGACACCUUCUCAGCGAAGACUAAGGUCACCCAAUGAUGAUAUUGCGGGUUAUAAAGUGAAUUAUACCAGGUGGCUUUGUUAUUGCAACGUCCCUCAGUUCUGUGACAGUCUACCUCGGUAUGAAACCACCCAGGUUUUCGGUAGGACAUUGCUUCGCUCCGUUUUUACUGUAAUGAGACGGCAACUGCUGGAGCAGGCCAGGCAAGAAAAAGACAAGCUUCCUCAAGAGAAACGAACACUAAUCCUCACCCAUUUCCCAAAGUUUCUGUCAAUGCUGGAAGAAGAAGUGUACAGCCAGAAUUCUCCCAUUUGGGAUCAAGAUUUCAUGGUGUCUAGUUCCCGAACUGGCCAGCUGGGAAUCCAGACAGUUAUCAGUCCUCCUCCCGUUGCGAGAUCUGUUUCAUACAGUGCAAGUCCUUCGUCUCUGGAGCAACCCAACAGUGGGAAUAUGAGUCCUGCUUGCAAAGUUUCUUCUACCCUUGACCCAAACCUAGGGGAAAAGAGAAAAAAUAAUGAACCCUAUUCUCUAGAGGAUUCCAAAAGACCAAGGGUUGUAGGAGAUAUUCCUAUUGAGUUAAUCAAUGAAGUAAUGUCAACAAUCACAGAUCCUGGAGCGAUGCUUGGGCCAGAGACCAACUUCCUCUCAGCGCACUCAGCCCGGGACGAGGCGGCGAGGCUGGAGGAGCGCAGGGGGGUGAUCGAAUUCCACGUGGUCGGCAACUCCUUGAACCAGAAACCCAACAAGAAGAUCAUGAUGUGGCUGGUUGGUUUGCAGAACGUGUUCUCCCAUCAGCUUCCUCGAAUGCCGAAGGAGUACAUCACGCGCUUGGUCUUUGAUCCGAAACACAAGACCCUUGCAUUAAUAAAAGAUGGUCGUGUUAUCGGUGGUAUCUGCUUCCGGAUGUUCCCCUCCCAGGGCUUUACGGAGAUUGUUUUCUGUGCUGUGACUUCCAAUGAGCAAGUCAAGGGUUAUGGGACUCACCUAAUGAACCAUCUGAAGGAGUACCACAUCAAACACAACAUUCUCAACUUUCUCACGUAUGCAGAUGAAUAUGCGAUCGGCUACUUCAAAAAACAAGGUUUCUCCAAAGACAUAAAAGUACCAAAAGCAAAAUAUGUUGGCUACAUCAAGGAUUAUGAGGGUGCUACAUUAAUGGGCUGUGAAUUAAAUCCAAGGAUCCCCUACACAGAAUUUUCUGUCAUCAUUAAAAAGCAAAAAGAGAUCAUUAAGAAGCUCAUAGAAAGGAAACAAGCUCAGAUACGAAAAGUUUAUCCUGGCCUUUCUUGCUUCAAAGAUGGAGUACGGCAGAUUCCUAUAGAAAGCAUUCCUGGAAUUAGAGAGACUGGCUGGAAACCAAGCGGAAAAGAAAGAGGUAAGGAGCCCAAGGAUCCAGAUCAACUUUACAGCACAUUAAAAACCAUCCUGCAGCAGGUGAAGAGCCAUCAAAGCGCUUGGCCCUUCAUGGAACCUGUGAAGAGAACAGAAGCUCCUGGAUAUUAUGAAGUUAUAAGGUUUCCCAUGGAUCUCAAAACAAUGAGUGAGCGACUCAAGAAUAGGUACUACGUGUCUAAGAAAUUAUUCAUGGCAGACUUGCAGCGAGUCUUUACAAAUUGCAGAGAGUACAACCCCCCCGAGAGUGAAUACUACAAAUGUGCCAAUAUACUGGAGAAAUUCUUCUACACAAAAAUUAAAGAAGCUGGAUUAAUUGACAAGUGACACUGUCUCUUUUACAACCAAUCAGUGUGCCUACUUUGUGGGCAGGGAAAGCCGUUGUAUAUCUGAGUUGUGGGACUUUAAGGUUUCAAGAAACUUCUGUUUAAUACGUAGCACUUUUAAAAAAAACCCUUUUAGUUUUGCAAACAUGUAUUAUACUGAACUUACAAAAAUUAUUUUAUUAAAAUGCUUUAUAAUGUAUUUAAUUAUGGAAAAUUUCUUUUGUGUGCCCAUUACAGUAUGUUCAUAGUAAGUUUAUCAGCUACAGCCUCAGAAACCCCACAAAACCUGUGGGAGAUUGCACAUGUUUGGGAAUAUGAAGAAAAUUCUCAGACAACAGAUGUUAUAGCUUACCUAAUGUAGUACCUAUUUGAUAAAGUUUUAUUAUUUUUUUUCCAGUAAAAAAGAAAACAGUAAGGGAAAACAACAGUUGGGGGGGGGGGGGUCUGAAACACUUGUUUCUUUGUAGAGUCUUUUUAUAAGAUAUUAUUUUUUAAAAGAAACACUCAGCUGGUUGAGAAGCUGUGAGAGAAGAGCAGCCAGUUCUGAAAAAGGACUGCCUGCAAUCUUUGAUAGAUGCAAGUUUUUCUAUUCAUUUUGGGGUUUGAUAAAUAUUUUACCUGCGAAUUGUAAUCUCAUAACCACUAUUAAAAAAAAAAUAAAUAAA
Grus americana (Whooping crane) is the source of this 3170-nucleotide messenger RNA. It is a transcript of the gene KAT2B, whose product is annotated as lysine acetyltransferase 2B. The transcript is spliced from 18 exons. Gene Ontology annotation, cellular component: histone acetyltransferase complex; nucleus. Gene Ontology annotation, molecular function: protein binding; histone H3 acetyltransferase activity. NCBI's taxonomy places the organism in Eukaryota, Metazoa, Chordata, Aves, Gruiformes, Gruidae. The record is from RefSeq and is a predicted model, not a curated record. Gene Ontology annotation, biological process: chromatin remodeling; positive regulation of transcription by RNA polymerase II. The coding region runs from base 92 to 2506 and encodes 804 amino acids.